CCUAAGCCGAUGGGUGCGAUUAAGAAGGCAAACUGGGAAAAGAAACAAGAAGCAACGAAGCAGGCGAAGCAACAAAGGCAUACCCAAUGGACCAAAGUCAGAAACCAAUACGAGAAAAUGAAAAAAGACAAAACUCUUCCUGGACGGGAGGAGACUUUUACCUACAAAGGAUCCCCCGUUAAAACUGGUAAAGACCUGCGGACCGCUGUUAUCAACACGUUGUGGUUUAAGCAAGCGAAUCCCAACCGACCUGUGACGGAACAUCCUAAAACAUUCCUAAACUCCCCUCAGGAUGGAAAGAAGAUAUUCCCAUCGAUGCAGGGGACGGGCCAUGAGUUUCCCUCGGACCGGAAGCCCGGAGGAUUUCAAGGCAAGGGAAAUGUCGGCGCAAUGCGAGUAGUCACGCAGCCUACAAAAGAUGGAGGCACCAAGUAUAUGGGGGUGAUAUCUCACGAUCCCACCUUGAAACAGUCGAAAGAUGACCCACAGCGGAAUUUCCACCACUUGGUUCUUCCUGGGCCCCCACUCCCGAAAAAGCCCAAGAAGCAAGGCAAAGGGAAAUAGUCGAUGUAGUAAACUUACAUUUUUAGUACCCCAGCGAUAGGACCCUGCACUCUUCCUUGACUUCGAUUCCGAGAAUCCGAGUAUCAUUAUAACAGAGUAACAAUACGCGAGUGUCCUGCAUUCGA
Molecule: messenger RNA, 689 nt
Organism: Coprinopsis cinerea okayama7#130
Lineage: Eukaryota; Fungi; Basidiomycota; Agaricomycetes; Agaricales; Psathyrellaceae
Exons: 4
Coding region: 10-564 (184 amino acids)
Source: RefSeq, a predicted model, not a curated record